GGGCUUAUCAAUAGCACGAAAUGUAACGUCCAUGCUGAAGGUGACGUCACCGAGCGUAUUUUAACUCCUCAAAUGAAUUGGCGGGGCGCGUCGUCACUAAGGGACCCGUUGCUUACGGAGUAGUUGCCGAAGCGAUUAAAAAGUGGUUGUUUUGUGUGUGUGUCUUAUUUAGCACCCCCCUCUCCAGGCGUAUCGGGACAAUUUUCGGGGGGGUGGGAGUUACGGAGGGUGGCUGCGACGUGGAUAUUAAAAAGCUCUGCGGGGCGUGCUUCGUCAGCGGCCGUGUGGCCUAAUGGAUAAGGCGUCUGACUUCGGAUCAGAAGAUUGCAGCGUUUCGAUGGCGCGUUAAGUGACCACCGACAAAGCGCGAUCGGCCUCCCCCCCUACCACCACCACGCUGUACGUGAACGAUUUCGACCAGGUGAAUUUAUUUUUUCCAAGAGCCGCUGGGUUUCCCAAACACCUGUGUGGGUUAUUUACGGCGCAGGUAACAGCUGUCGAUCCUCAGCUUCUUUGCCAAGGCGAGCCUGCCCCCCCCCAGGCAGUGAAUUUAACGUGUUUAUGUAAUUUUUCAACUUUUUACGAAACUUAGUGCCCCGAGUAGCUCUCGACGAGGCCAAUCGAUUGACCACUAGUUUUGUUGUCGGUAAGGCAAGACUCGUGUCUGGCCAUUCCAAGAUCCAUCUCGCUUCAUGAGAUCCCGAGGUCGUCUCGUUGCUAUCGUCUCUCUCCUUUGGCUGCGAUUCCAACACCAGCCGUCAGCCAAUCAAUCAUCCCGUCCGUCUUAGCCCCAUGAUGUGCCCUGCCCAAGCACACUUUUCUCAGCGGUGAAUACAAUAUCUGGAGUGAGUACUGGGCCACUUUUUGGGCGGUGGCAAGCCACAAGCUACCCCCCCCACUACAAAUCGCCUUGCGAGCAAGACGGCUCAUUAAGUUGGAUUGAGUAUCCCAGGGGCUCCCAAGGAUUACGGAACUCUGUGACCGGGCACGGAGAGGUGCAAGGGCAAGGCCCAGAGAUGACGUCUCCUGUGGGGAAGACCGACCAACAUUUCGUGGGCAGGGACUCGACCGCACAAUUGCUUCAACAAAUGGCUGUUUUGCGUGCGGAACUCAAAAAUCUACGACUGAAGUUGGAUCAGGCCAAACGAGUGCACCGCAAGGACGUGGAGGGAAUCAAGGCCACGCUGCGCCAGGAGGUGUCCCCAGCGGUCGGCAACGAGACCGAGGCUCAAGUGGCAGCGCCGAGAUGCUCUCCGUCUCCAGAUGUCUCCUCUCUCGAGACAGGAAAUCUUAUGACACGGCCAGUUGGCUACGUGGAGUCAUGUUUCCCAACCAAGAACGGAACGCCUCGACAGCCCUCCGUGUGCGCGGCCUCGCGGGCCCGCGUCCGUUUGGACAAAUCCGUGUUCAGCAACGCGGAGCACUCGCUCGCUGGCCUCCAGCACUUCUCGCAUGUCUGGAUCCUGUUUGUGUUCCACAAGAAUGGCCCCACCACAGCUAAAGCCAAGGUUAAGCCUCCCAGGCUAAAUGGGCUCAAAGUCGGAGUGUUUUCAACGAGGAGUCCUCAUCGACCCAAUCCCAUCGGACUUUCCCUAGCCAGGCUUGAGAAAAUUGAAGGUGGAGCACUUUACCUGUCUGGAAUUGACAUGAUCGAUGGCACGCCGGUUUUGGACAUCAAACCGUAUAUACCGGAGUACGAUGUGCCUGUUAAAGCAGUCGACGGUCACACAGUGGCAACGGAGGACCCGGAAGCGAGAGAUGCCAGCCCUGAUGGUGAACAUCUUCGAGUAUCCAACUGCGUUGACAGUGGCAACUAUGGUAACGUUCACUCAUGUGGCUCAGGUGAACCGGUUGUGACCGCUGACGAAACGGGUGUUUGCUUGGUGGACGCAAGUAAAGAGCCUCUCGCUCACGAAACCCUCGAAGCAAGAGAGAACUCGCGUGCAAGCGCUGCGGACCUUGCGACGCCGGCUUCCGAGCAACAGAGUGCGGUGGCAUCCUGGGUCAGAGAGGCGCCGGUAAAAAAUUUGGCGGUACGCUUCACGCCACACGCCGAACAGGAGCUGCAGCAACUGGCCAACGCUGCCGACAAAGGGCGCUCAGCGCUGCGCCACUUCGGCUCCGCGGAGGAGGCCCGGCGCGCGGCGACGGCGGUGCUGUCGGCGGACCCGCGCUCCGCUUACCGGCGACGCUCUUGCCAGGACCAGCUCUUCUACUUCCACCUGGACGGCCUGCACCUCACGUGCUGGUUCGGCGACGGCUUCGCGGAGGUGCUGCGCACGAGGCUCGCCCGCCCCCAGGCCACUGCCGCUGCCGCCACCACAGCUGCCGUCCCAGAGGGAGAAUCGAAGGACUAGCGUUGGCCACCCUUCCCCCACCCCCCAAACGUUACUCCCCAAGGAACCGGUGGCGCGAGACACGGCUCGUCUUCGUGGUAGACGCAAUCCAACGAACUAAUGGCUCUUCGUUUGUGGAUACUUAUACAAAUGAUUAAAUAAGUAAUCAUUCAACAUCUCAUUACAUUUUAAUUGUACGUAGGCUGUGUGCCUCAGGCUGUUAUAUGUGAAUCUCCAGCUUGAAUGAAAAUAAAUGACCGUAGAGUUAAGGUCAAGCGUUGCUAUUAAAGCGCUCUUGUGACGUUACUGUGAUGUCGCUCCAAGACAUUUGGAUGUUGAUGCAGUUGACCGUGUGUGGAACCCAGAAAGGUGCACGUUAUUUGCCGGUACCUUUAGAAACGAGUGGAACAAAUGGAACGGAACAAACUAAACAGUAAAUGAGAUGGGCAAUCCAAAUGAGAGAAAAUAUUUCAGGAAUUUAAUGAUGACUCAAAAAAUUCAAGAAUUAAUCCAAUAUCAGUGGAGGCGGGGGUGAAUCAUCAUAUAAGUCGUUGAAACGUGUAAAACUUACGUCAGUGACAUCACAAGAGUGCUGUAAUAAUUUUAUUUACUCCAACUUUUUGGGGGCUUAUUAAAAAGAGAAGCUUCAAACUUAUGUUUAAAAAUAAUAAUAAUAAAGUGUCCCCUGAGAGGCUUAACAGACUGCUGGAGCAAGUGCUGUUAGCGAGCACCUAUGAAGGCCGGCACAGCACAAGAGGGGGUGGGUGACCAACACCACGCCCAGCCACCUUUGUCUUCUAGUGCUGAUGUUUACACACCGCACCAGGUAUUCUUUUGAAGCUUAGACAACUUGCGUCUUUUGGGGCUUGGUCGACUUACGAGACGCCCAGGACCGGUUCAGAUAAUCGUCACUGGUAUUCGUUGUGAGAGUAAAUCUAACUCGCGACGCUGGGUUUGUAGUGCAGUGUGCUAACCACUACACAGCCCAAGACACACAGCACAGGUAUGCAUGUACGUACGUAGCUGCAAGGUAAGAGCUGCUUGAUUUUUGAGUCAUGUAUGUUGAACUUCUUUCGUACCGUACGUAGCCAACCGCGCUAAUCAGAGGAGUGGGAAACGGUGUCAUCUCAAUAGGGUCAGCAGUGCCAAUCCCAGACACUGGUGACUGGAAUGUUACUUUGACUUCCGUUGACUGUAAGAAUCCAUGGUCUCUGCUGUCUGCGAAAUAACAAACGUUUUCUGGCAGUGAAGAAGGAAAGCCGUGUAUUCAAAUAAGCGAAAUCAAAGUGUUAUUUGGAACCUUAGUUUAGAAACAAAGCAUGACAUUUAUUUAAGGUAGACCUUGGAAGACGAAAAUAAGUGAUAUAAAUAUGUAUGUAAAGAAAAGUAGAAGGAAGCAGCAAACAUUCGUAAAAAGACUGCGAUUCUGGUAAAUUCCUGGACAUUGCUAAAUUAUUGGUAAAUUACUGUAGGUAUGGUACAUUCCAAAUGUGAAACUGAAUAUAUCCAUUGGCAUACUAAAACAGUACAAAGGCCCAAAUAAGUAGUUUAAAAAAGGUUGAAGUACUUUAAUGUUUAAUGAUAAGAGAGGAAAACCUGUAUCAUGUGUUUAAUAUAGUUUUAAAAAUAAAUAGGCUUGUAUGAUUGCACAUAUGCUCAGUCUAUGUUAGGCUUGUUUCAACAACACAAAAGAGUUGCCAGGACAGCCCCUCUGUCAUCCGUUAGCCAACACACCCAUGCCCUGUCUGGGUGAAUAGUACAGGACCGAGUAACAUUUAUAGUCAUGAAACAAACAAAUAAAAAAUAUCCACGGACUGUACAUUGAAUAUUGCAUAUUGCAAGUACAUUAAAUCUCGUUAGAUGCUUACACAAACAUGCAGUGGGAGAGUGUAGAUGAUUGGCAUUCACAUUUUGGCCCAACUUCAAACAUGCUCGAAGCCAGUAAAAAUGUUGAUUACUGUAAUUUUUGAUAAUAUUGUUACAUGUGUGUGUGUGUUUAGGUUUUCUUUUCUGAUAUGAACACUUACAACCGUGCCCGAAAAGUGGCCUUCAAGGUUCGAGCUAUGUAGACGCACGUUGACCCAAGUGCUAUGAACCCAGUGAAUGAGCACAAGACCCCCGGACCUUUACCCUUGAUGCGACGACACUCUCUACCAAAAAGGCACCAACUGGAUCCACACAUACGCAACAUGUUUCCUGUUAAGUUGAACUUUUCCAUGAUUUUAAAUUGCCAGAUUUCCAAGUUCCUUUCCGAUGGAUCCACAGGUACUGUUUUGAUAGAAACUUAAUCAUUUAGUCUGUGGGGGAAUCAAAUUACACUCCCAACUUUCGGCAACGGACAAAGGCUUGAUGUUUUCGGCUAAACGCGUGUGCGAGUGAAAUGCAUAUUCUCUUGAACGAUACCGUAAUUCCAUUCAUGUUCAAUGUUCGUCAUUUGGAAUUGUUUUUGUAUACAUUGCCUGAUGAUGAUAGCUACAUAUGUUUUGUAUUUAUUAUUUGUAAAGCGUUUUUUUGACCUGUGACCUGUACAGCGUAGGCCUGACGUGCCGCCCAGCCUAACUGGCGAGCAGACAACACAACCUUAGCAGUUUUCUCUUCCUCCGCCUCAGUGGUGGGUAAGAUGGUAUUAGGCUGAGUAGGGCACUGUCAUCUAGAACAGAGGAGGAAAACAACUGUUAUUCAAUAACAAUAUGGUAAUUGUGCUUUAAUAUAAUUUUACCGUUUGUAAAACAUUAUGGCCCGUACAGUCAUGACUUUGACUUUUAGCCUGUCAAAAAUGCAAUGUUCAGAUUCAUCCUUAAUGAUCACCUUGUAGAGGUAAUUGAAUAAUGAAUUCAAAUCUGGUGAUUUUGUUUUUACUAAAGCAAUUGCUAAUUGAUUAUAUGGUGGAUUCCUUCUGCAGAGGAAUUAUUUAUCAAAAUGCACGUGGCUCAGAGCAUUACACCUCGUUUCUGAGUAGCUACAUUUUAUUGUUGAAAUAAAACUUAAUGCUUCCUAAA
Messenger RNA from Petromyzon marinus (sea lamprey), 5335 nucleotides. Lineage: Eukaryota; Metazoa; Chordata; Hyperoartia; Petromyzontiformes; Petromyzontidae. The record is from RefSeq and is a predicted model, not a curated record.